This is a messenger RNA of Entamoeba nuttalli P19, 273 nucleotides long. RefSeq lists its product as hypothetical. The record is from RefSeq and is a predicted model, not a curated record. Bases 1 to 273 code for a protein of 90 amino acids. Lineage: Eukaryota; Evosea; Mastigamoebida; Endamoebidae. The transcript has a single exon.
AUGGAGAAAUUAGAAGAAGAACAAACUGAAUUAAUCAGAAAACCUCUAAACGAAAAUGGAGUUGAUGUGACUGAAAUUGAAAAUCAUGGAGUUAUUAUCAUUAAUAAUUCUCCUGAGUCUAUUGAAGUCAUUAAACCAAAUGAAUGUAAUAUCCAAUUAGUCUCAGAAAAUGUAAGGAAAAACUUGAUAAAUUCAACGUCAAGCAACCCACAAGUUGCUGCACAAGUUCAAGCUGAAAUGCAGAAGGUUUUAUCUCAGCUCGACCAAAUGUAA